CAACUGAAUCAUAAAAUAUGCACUUUCAAAAGGAUCUACUUUGACAAGCGUACAUUCAGAACCCAAACUCUAUUCGCUUGGAAAGGUUAUUGCUCCGACAACAGCAAUCAAGCUCCAGUACCCCACUCGGAAGAACAAUGCGCAUGAGGGGAAUGUAAUUAUUUAUUGCUGCAUGAUCGCAUUCGUGAACUUCUUGCGUCAACUGUUAACCCCUAUAAAUUUCUACCUACAAACUUUUAAAUAUAAGUAAAUGUGAUAUUUUUCAUUGAAAAUAUCUUUGCAAUAAGUCUGCUUGGCAGUUGUAGAAAACCAGACCUCCAGUUGACCGUUUCCUCUUUUGUACGUGUUUAUGAUAUCAUUCUUGGCAAUUGAGAUAAGCUUCAAAUUCUCAGGAUGUGUCAUCGAUCUUUAAAAUCUGUUACAAUAGCUUAGAACCAAAAGGAUGGCAGAUAAUAAUAUAAUAAUAUGACGUUGUUGUACCCGAUGCUUCUUCAGGAAUGACGAGACUGGAACUUUAAGCGGCAUUACAACGAAGGGCUCUUGAGAGAAGACAAGCCUCAGAAGGAGUCGGUGAACAUCGUGAGAGGCUUCAGAGUUGUAGCUGCCAUCCUUUUUCUCCUCUGUCUCCCGGUGAUCUGAGCUGUCAGCAGAAGGACACCCCAUAACCGACAUUAUGAGCUCACGAGGCAGGAACAGACACGUGCACUUCUAUAUAGGCUCAACACCUUUUGAAGAAGACGAGGAGAGAUACAGAGAAGGUUUUCAAGACAGUCCUCAUUUCGUCCACACGAUGGCCGAGACGGAUCAAGAGGAGGGUCACAGCAUUGACCUCACCGAUCGGACAGAGCAAGAAAUACGAGACAUGGGCAUGACUGAUCUCCUCUCCAUUGCCGAAAAAGUGAACAUUAUUAACGACCCCAACCUUACAGAUGUUGAGGACAUGCGACAAAGAAUCAUCCUUAUCAGAAGGAAACAGGCUGGGACAUCACACAAGUGGCAGUCGCUGUUCAGCUCCGUGGCGUCCAACUGUAGAGACAAAACGAAGCCCCUGGAGAGUAUAAUGCGCGAGGUCAGAUCGGCUUUUGGAAGCAUCCCGACAGAUCCACUAUCACAGAUUCUCACAAAGGAAAAAUUCCUGUCUGAAGACAACCCUGACAUCCUCUACGAGCUGGACAGACGAACUGACGCCCUCACGACUAAUGACUAUUUGGUUGUUGUUGCAGGAGAAACAAAUGGCGGGAAGAGUUCCUUAUUGAACUUGAUGUUGGGGAUGGACGUUCUGCCAACAGAUGUCAUUCAUUGCACCUUUGCAAUCUGUAAGAUGCAAUAUUCAGAUUCCUUCAGCUUUGAAACACUCAGCUUUACAGGGGAGAAAAAGACAUACAGAUGUCAAAGUGCACAGGAAACUUCUGAACUUCUCACACCACUCGUAGCUCGAUCAGAACAAAAAGCACGCAUAUCGGGCCCCACGAUCAAAGAAAUAACUCUACGACUUCCAUCGGAUAUUUUGAAGAGCGGUGUCACACUUGUCGAUACCCCCGGUAUCGGAGAGGAUGAUAAGAUGGACGACAUUACAAUGAAUUACGUCAAAAACACACAUGCAUCUGGCUUCCUCUACAUCAUCAAAACAGAUUCUGCUGGUGGUGUCCAAGAGGACAGAUUGAUGGAUUUUCUGCGGGCAGUUCGCUCUAAGUACACAACAGGCUCUAUGAAGGAGUCAUUCGACCCCAAAGCUGCAAUGUUUGUCUGUCAUCGGUGGGACACCAUCAGUGAUGAAGCGAAAGAAAAGGUCAAAGCAAGCGCCAUCAAUAACCUUGAGUUUUGUUGGCCAGGGUUCGAUCCCUCACAGUUGUUCUUCUUCUCCACAAUGGACACUCUGAAACAUCUCUCUGUCGACAAAGACCUUGUGACAGACAGUUUCAGCGUGUUGCUCAGGGGCAUACAGAAACUUUUCGACCGGGCCGUUAAUGGGUCAAUCAGAAGCCAGUACCUGUGGGUGAGAAAUAUGGUGCACCCAGCUUCCGAACAUCUCCGUUCCAUGAUCACAUUUUGCAUCAAGACCAACGAGGAACUGGAGAAACACUUUCGAGGGGUUGCCACCAAACAGGAACAGCUGCUGGCCAACUCAAGGGAGAAAGCAGAGAUCCUUAAGAGGGAUAUGGAUGAACGGUUGGAAGUCCUGAAGAGUCAAAUUGGUGAAUUCCUCAACUUGGAGAUUACUUCUGUCGAACAUUAUUUGCCAGAAUUCAACGAUUUGAAGCAGCUCUGUUCGGAGCCCCACUUCUUCGUCAAAAGAGAGAACCGACGUAUGCUGGACGACAAAAUCCUGAUUAAUCUUCUGAGAUACGUUGAUGGAUUGGUGAUGUCUGAGAAUCUGUUGUCAGAAGUGGAAACCCAUGUCUUGGAGGCUAUUCAAAGUCACUUGGGACUGUACAAAAACCAGAUCCGUGGUAUCAAGAGGGCCCUUACCAGGGGGGAAGGGAUUCGCGCCGAUUCGAUGAAAGACUUUGGAGUUUCUGUAGACUCUACCACAUCUAACAGAUCGUCGAAUUCAGGCCAGGACAUUGACGAGAUGGACACUAUGAUGCACUUUGACCCUGCUCGUUUGGCAUCUGACGUGAAACUGUUUCUGGAAAAGAAGAAAACAAGUGGUGCUGCUGUCGGAAGCCCCCGCUAUGACAAACAAUCUGUUCGCCAACCUCUGUUCAGUGUAUUCAAGGACAAGCUUUUACACAAAAAUGCAGACCCUUUAACGUUCCUGAAAAAACGGAGCAAAAAAAUUGCGGACAGAAUCAGACAAGAUGACGCAAUUAUGACGAGUAUUGUUUUUGGAUACAGCGAUUGGAUCAGGAAAUAUGUGGAGAGAGCGGUGGAAAGCAUCCCCAUGUUCAUAGCUGUCAAUAUGAAUCUCAUGGACCAGAUCCGAGAACAUCGACUUCUCUUUCAGAGAGACAAAGAGCUGCUCAAGGAAGUGAUGGACAAACUUGAGCCAUUCAGAAACCAUCUCAAAGGUUACGGCUCUCUCUAUAUGAGCGAUGUCAAUGCUGAAUCUCUGGCCUUCACCAUUGACCGACGCACUAGCUCCGUCACCUUGCCAGACUCCAUUGGAGUCACAAGAAACCCACACAAUGACUCUGGCUUUAGAGGCAGCGGCAGCAGCAAAAAGAGAGUGAAAACCGUCGGAGAAAGCUUCUGGGCUCGCCUACAGCUGGCUAAUCUGUCAGUUGACGAUCAACCGCUUCCAGUUGUUGUCAAGACCUACACCCAUGAGAUGGGAGACAGGACCGUGCUGUCGGAGAUAGCGGCACUCAGGUGUUUGGACCAUGAGACGAUUGCACCGUUCUUCGGUAUGACCAGGCUGAAAAUCGCGAACGUUGUCCCUGGUGACGAGCAGGACAAUGACGACGCCGAGGUUCCAAGAGUCAGCGCCUUCCUUUUCAAAGGUUUCCUGGUCUCUGCUCGGCUCUACAAUCGGGACAACAUAGACUCGAUCCAAGAAUGGACCCCUCGUAUGAUUACGUCCCUUCUUCAAGGACUUUACUUCAUUCAUAGAGAGGGGAUGGUUCAUAUGGAGCUCAACUUGGACACUGUCAUGGUCGACAAAUACAACGGAAAUGUGAAACUCUGCCAUAUCUGCAAGCCUCGGGCUGCGGUACUUCCUGAGAAUCGCCACAAUGUUCCGACUCACCAGUGUGUGUGCCUGUCCCCUCCCGUUCUGGAUGGUCACAGCUACGAGUCCACCGAUGACAUUUACGCCUUUGGCCUUCUGCUGUGGGAAAUCCUCUUCCCUCAAAGCCCGCUGCCUUUCCACGAGGAACGACAGUGGCCCCUGGAGACGUUCAUCGAGAAAUGCCACCCGUCUGCCAUGCUGGCAGAUGAUCUGGACGCCCUCCCCGCCUCGACAGAAGUCCAAACUGUGCUGAGAGGGACUCUGUUAGUGAGCAGAGGAUCGUCCGCCAUGUCCAUAAGCGCCAUACAAAGUGAACUUGAGGAUUUGAGCAACGAUCCUUCGGUGAAGUGUUUGGGGAACUGUGGUCAUGGAGUUAAAAAGAUCCUCUACUCAGAUCCCCAAAACAUUGAAGACAAGCUGAAAAAUGCAAAAAACUUUGUUCCGCCCAGUGGCCCGUCGCCCGUACCUCCCCCUCGCAGAAACCGUGCUCGUGACCUCGGGGCAUCUCUGAGUGAUCUGCGAGGCAUUCCCCAAUAUCAUCAUCAUAAGGGCAUUGGCUCUCGUCGCUUCAGCGUGCCAACUAUCAUAGUGUCGGGAGAUGCUCAAUCCCGGGGCGCCACUGCUGGCAAAAAGGUGAAGGAAAAGGAGAACUUUGGAAAAUCGCAAACGCCAAGCACUGAGGUCGCAGGGAAUCAAGAACCAAGGCGUUUGAGGAGAUCAUCGGCUGUAACACAACCACAGAACCAGCAGCUGAGGAAGGAGAGGCGGCGUCACAGUGAAGUCACAGCGCCAAGGCAUGGGCGUUCCCGACGCUCGGGUGUGGUGAACACGGACAUCACGGAAAUCACGGUUCAGAUGUUGAAAGAACAGUACAGAAGUCCGUUCGACACGUCAGAAUACCCAUCAGAAAGUCUAAGAAGGACAUCUCUAUCGCGAACUCCUUCCCCCAAAAAUCGAUACUCACAUUCAAUGGGUUUUGAAUCUAACACAAAUAUAUCUCUUGAUGACGAUUUAUCUCUUGGUAUACUAGCUGCUGACAGAUUUGAUUCGAGUCUGAGACACAGCCCUAGAAGCAGCCCUAGAAACAGCCCUAGAAGCAGCCCUAGAAAUAGCUAUAGAGGUACCGGUAAAGUGGAGCAUGAGGAUGUGGUUAGUUCAGUCAGCUCCUGGUUGAACACUUCAGUCGCUCGUGGCAACAAAACUGGAAGUUUCUCCAGGUCACCUAGUUCUCUCAGAUCUUCAGUGGGUUCUGAAGACUCCUUGAAUUCCCUAAAUUCUUCAUUGUCCCAUCACAAGGGCGUCCAUCAUGUUUUUUCCGCACCAGGUUCGGCCAGUGGAAGUCCCAGCAGCUUACGUCGAGUUACUUUUGAUAACAAACCCUACAAACAGGCAUCAUUCCUCUCUCCGUGCCCUGAAGAGCAAUCGCCAAAACCCUGGCUCUCAUCGCAUUCCAAGAUGUCUCUAUCUGAGCUUGAUCUAACUUCGCAGCAGCGGCAGAAGCAACAGCAGCAACAGCAGCGACAGCAGCGACAGAAGCAACAGCAGCAACAGCAGCAACAGCAGCAACAGCAGCAACAGCAGCAACAGCAGCAACAGCAGCAACAGCAGCAACAGCAGCAAAGCGCCACAGACCUCCAAGACGAAUGUCUCAGCAGUUCAUCUAAGAUAGGCUCAAGAGGUCGGGCACGCUCACACUCCCCAACUAUACCUGGUAAAACAUCUCGUCAUUCUGAGAGGAGCUCCAAACAAUUCCUCAGUUGUGACUGGGGAUCUGAAGACCUACCAGAUCAAACGCCCGCAGACUCAGCAGAUGACAACAACUCUGGGACACUCCGAAAACCGCAAUUCCUGAAAAAGAGUAAGCACCCUUCUGCUUUUGGUUCGUCUCUGUCCAGCUCCAGAGGUGAACUCAAUCUGGGCAAUACCGAUCAAUCGGCAAGCUCCAAUCUGGACUUCGUAGAUGCAAAAUCACCCAGCUCAAGAUCAUCUAGAGAUGGUCAUGUUUUCCCUGUUGAGGAAAAUUCUAGACUGAAAGCGCAAUCAGACUCUCCUCCCUUUGCAAUAGUUGAUGAAAGAAGAAACGUCUCUGCUUUCGACACGUCGGGUUACUCAAGUCAGCCCAUUGAUUUGUUGGCCAACAAUGAGUUUUGCAGCUCUGAAGGCAUCGCCCAGGAGCUCCAUCCUGACUCAUCCGAAGACGCCGCGACAGAGACCUCAACGUCUACAACCGCCCCAGACACUAAUUAUACUCGUAAAGCUUACACCCACAACAGUUACCUCGCUGACAAUAUCAGUGCCAAAAACACAAACACUGAGUUUGAACAUUUUCAUGACAUGAACGCGAAUGAGAGAUACCAGGAAGAGACUAUCACCUCCGAAGUGGAUUCCAGUGACGACCGAUCAAAUUCUGCAGCGGCGGAGAGCGGAGAUAACUGGGAAGGACGCUUCUCUGAGUCGGUUCGGGACUCCUGUGAUUAUUUUGAUCCGUCAGCCUUGCGGGUGGCAGACGAGGAAUCCCUUAGCAAAGCUCCGCCUCCACCUCCGAAGUUAGACCUGGCCGCCCUUGGCUUUCUCGAUUAGAUAGAACGUUGUUGCUUGUUCUCACGCCCACAAGUGAACUCCGACACAAUAGUCAGGAAGACACUGAUCGACAACUGUUUGGAUGACUCAGUAUUAGUUUUAAGACGUGUCCUCUGUUGUUUUCCCAGAGUCUCUUUUUACACACAUAAUUAUUGUGCUUAUUGCCCUGUUGUAUCAUAAAUUAAUAUUAUUUGUGAAAGUUCCUUCAUUAUGACUGCCAGAAUUGUUAAUAGAUGUGAAAAGAAUUCUUUCUUAGAUUUUUUUAAAAUAUUGAUCUAGACUUUUUGUGUUGGGCCACACUUGUCAUACUCAGGCUCACGGACCGCAUCCGGCCCGGCUAACAAUUAUAUCCGGCCAACGAGAGAAUUUUAGGUAGUCUGUCCUGAGUCUCUAUAACACAGAACCUCAUUCCUAAUACAAACAAACUGGUUGCCAAGACAAGAGGCCGAGCUUCCAGCUCUGACAAACUGGCGUUAGAGCGAAAAUUGGUAUGGCUUGGUUUGUGUUUACUCUAACGUUUGUCCUUUUAAAUUCCUAUAAUAUUUGUUUUAAAUAAUUUAAGUUUUUCACUGCUGAAUGAGUGUUUAACUAGUUUCACCCCAAACCUUAGGUAUAAUUUGACUUUUCACCCCCCAAUCAAUUGAGUUGUACACCCUUGUAUUAGCUACGAGCAGAGCGUUAAACAAGGCUUACUCAAAUUAUUCAAAUUGUAAAGAAGGAAUACACAAGUAAGAAGAAAAGUACUAUCCUCUAAUGGGAAAAGAGCACAUUUACUUACGAGGAGAUAUAACGCCAAGGAGGGUUCUUCCACUAUUAGAGUGCAUGGGUCAAAUGUUGGGACAGAGUACGAGCACAUAAUCUGCCUUUGUGUGUGUGGGGGGGGGGGGGGGGGGUCUUUCACGUAUAAUGGUUUAAGGAGUGCCAUUACAAAACGAGAACUUUCCACGGAGUCAAGAUUUAAUCCCUUGUUGUUGGCCAUAAGCAACCAGACAAUCAUACUGCACUGAUUUGAAUUAUGAUUACCUGUGUCUUUCGGUUGUAUUCAUGUCUUUUAUUUUGAAAAAAAAA
Messenger RNA from Aplysia californica (California sea hare), 7318 nucleotides. RefSeq lists its product as uncharacterized. The transcript has 24 exons. Bases 674 to 6250 code for a protein of 1858 amino acids. Lineage: Eukaryota; Metazoa; Mollusca; Gastropoda; Aplysiida; Aplysiidae. Gene Ontology annotation, molecular function: protein kinase activity; ATP binding. Gene Ontology annotation, biological process: protein phosphorylation. The record is from RefSeq and is a predicted model, not a curated record.